GAUCUGACACAUAUUCAGCCUCUCUAGAGUCAAGCACACAUACACACCUUUAACCUGCACCUUUAACAAGCACACACGCACAAACACACUCACACACACACAAACACAGAUGACCUGUUACUGUUAUCACAUACUCGUGAGCAGCUCUCAGCUAAGUUAGGAUGAUUGAGUCCAGUCAUUCCAUCUAUUCCAUCUUCUGCUGCUGUUGUUCUGUAGAGUCCCGCACCAGCACACGUUUGGAUCUGAAUUCCAGAGAUGGACACAACUCUUCAUCCUACACACACAGACCGGAACGCUCGAUGAAGAAGCUCCCUCCACCUCCUCCGGUGAGUGAUGCUGCGGAGCAGGUGAUGGUGGUAGCUCUGUACGAUUUCACAGCAUGUGAGAGUUCAGACCUCAACCUGAGGAGAGGAGAGGAGUACAGGAUCCUCCACAAACAGGACCAGCUGUGGUGGAGAGCAGAGGACCAACAUGGGAACAAAGGCUUCAUCCCGAGUAACUAUGUCACGGAAAAACACAACAUAGAGGCAAACGAGUGGUACUGCAAGAGCAUUAACAGGUCUGAAGCUGAAAAUAUGCUAAAACGGGAGGAUAAAAAUGGUGGUUUCAUUGUAAGAGAGUCCAGCCAGCCAAAUCGCUACACAGUGUCUGUCUAUGCCAAGGUCAAACGGGAUAGCCUGGGAGAUGUGAAACAUUAUCAGAUAAAACAGACGGAAGGGGGAAAGUUCUUUCUGGCUGAGAAUUACAUCUUCGGCUCCAUUCCUGAGAUGAUUAAUUACCACAAACACAACGCCGCAGGUCUUGUAACGAGAUUGCGUUAUCCUGUUGGACCAAUGGAACAGUGUAUCCCUACUACUGCGGGAUUUAGCUCAGAUAAGUGGGAGAUUGACCCGAGUGAGCUGACCUUCAUGAAGGAGCUGGGGAGCGGAGAAUUCGGAGUGGUGCGACUGGGAAAAUGGAGAGAGCAGCACACGGUGGCCAUUAAAGCCAUCAGAGAGGGAGCCAUGAGUGAAGAGGACUUUAUAGAGGAGGCAAAAGUGAUGAUGAGACUGUGUCACCCUAAGCUGGUACAGAUCUACGGUGUGUGUACGAUGCAGCAUCCGAUCUGCAUUGUGCUGGAGUUCAUGGAGAACGGCAGUCUGCUGCAGGUACUGCGUCACCAUGGCAACAGUCUGGAGUGUGUGCGGCUGUUGGCCAUGUGCCAGGACGUGUGUGAGGGCAUGCAGUACCUUGAACACAACAACUUCAUACACAGAGACCUGGCUGCGAGGAACUGUAUGGUGAACGAAAAGAAUGUGGUGAAAGUCUGUGAUUUUGGCAUGGCAAGGUAUGUGUUGGAUGAUCAGUACACGAGCUCGUUGGGCUCCAGGUUCCCAGUGAAAUGGUCUCCACCUGAAGUUCUGCACUACAACAAGUUCAGCAGCAAAUCUGACGUCUGGUCCUUUGGUGUGUUAAUGUGGGAGGUGUUCUCUGAAGGACGCACUCCGUUUGGGAAUCGGCCGAACCCUGAAGUAGUGGACGAGGUGACGCAGGGAGUGCGACUGUACAAACCGCACAAAGCACCAACAAACAUCUACAAAAUCAUGUACAAGUGCUGGCAUGAGAGGCCUCAGGGUCGGCCCUCGUUCUCCAACCUGCUGCAGAGCAUUAAAGACAUCAGUGAGGAAACACAAACAACAACAACACAAACUGCGUAAUAACACACCACACACCACCACAGCUGCACACCAAUGCAGCUACACACCAGUGACUGUAUAUACGAGUGGACAGCAGGGGGUCAUUCAUUCCCAUUGUGUGAGUUUGAUGCCGGUGUGGUGGAAAAGAACGUCACCAUCUUGUGAAAAUUAGAGCUGGAGCGUGAGCAGUAGUUACAGCCAGGUGAACAGUAGCUCCGCCCCUCGCCCCGCCCACACUGCUGACGAUCACAGUACUUGCUCACGUCUAUGAACAUCGGCUAACUCGAAAUGACGAGUACAGCGUUAUUAAUUAAAAUAUAAAUUCUAUGAUUUUUUCAGGUAUUCUACAUUUGACCGUAAAACAUUUUAGAGCUUGUCCUGACUGACUGAGCUACUAUUUGCUGACAUUAUCCAUCAUUUUAAUUCAAGUAUUGUAAAUAUAAGUAGCGCAUGUAAAGAACUGAGAAUAUAAACAGCAGUCAGCAUUUACAUGUUUAAAAAGGACAGACUGGCUAACCUUACCAAACUACUACGAGUGCUAGCUAAAGUCGUACAGUCAGUAAAUUGUUGUGAAACGUAGCUGAGGGUCUGUUAGAACAGUUUACUGCAGAACAGGACACAACUUAUGGCUACACUGCAAAUAUAUAAUGUUUAAAAUGCAUAAAAUGAAUUUUGCUGGACUGUAAUCUCAGUAAGAGCUUCAGCUGAGUCUUGGAAAGUGUGUGUGUGUGUGUGUGUGCGUGUAAACUGUCAAUCACCUCAUUAACCACGCCCUUUUAUUGAUCACUAAAUAACUCCUAUACAACGCAUUUAUACGCAUAAGAAGAAAUAGUGGAGGGAGCUAUCCACUGAACUGAAACGACAGAACACUAUUCCCUACAAUAAUUUGCAGAAAUGUAACUUAAAAUGGCUCAUUUUCCGUUCACUAACAUGGGAAUGGGCGGGGCUACAGUGGGCGGAGUUAUAUAUUGUACUGUCCACAGUAAUAACAACAGUAUUAUUGUUUCAGAUUGUAUAAAUGUCAAAAUAUUAGAUUUAUCUGUAUAUAAUAUAUAUUUUUGUAAUAAACAGAAU
This is a messenger RNA of Ictalurus punctatus (channel catfish), 2750 nucleotides long. It is a transcript of the gene txk, whose product is annotated as TXK tyrosine kinase. The transcript has 15 exons. NCBI's taxonomy places the organism in Eukaryota, Metazoa, Chordata, Actinopteri, Siluriformes, Ictaluridae. Bases 162 to 1697 code for a protein of 511 amino acids. Gene Ontology annotation, molecular function: ATP binding; protein binding; non-membrane spanning protein tyrosine kinase activity. The record is from RefSeq and is a predicted model, not a curated record. Gene Ontology annotation, biological process: adaptive immune response; peptidyl-tyrosine autophosphorylation; B cell receptor signaling pathway.